Molecule: messenger RNA, 1171 nt
Organism: Dimorphilus gyrociliatus
Lineage: Eukaryota; Metazoa; Annelida; Polychaeta; Dinophilidae
Source: the annotation of a GenBank genome assembly
UAUGCCGGGAGAUUAUUGCGAUUCACCCACGGCAAACUUUUUUGAAUCGGACAGUAAAAACGUUGCGAGUCCCGAUGCUGUUUUCGACUUCGAUUGUCGAAUAGAUACAGUUGACUCAGAUUUAAUUGACGUUUCUCCGAGUUUGAAUGAGUUAUUGCAAGUGGAUGAAGUGUUGGCGGCCGAUCAAAGGGAUGGUACGAACUACCUGGAAGAGUUCGACAGUAUAAUAAGUAAAAUGGAUGAUUCUCAAAAGACAAAUUCUUCACCAGAGAAUUCUUCCAGUGAACCACAAUCGUCUCUAAUGCAACUUUUGCAAGCUUCACUACCCGAUAAUAAUUUGCCUCCACCGGUUCAAGUACCGCAAGCGGAGGCCUCACCGCCUCCUGUUUUAUUGGAUCAACCACCAGUAAAUAUUAAACAGGAAAUUCCAGACGAUGAAGGGUUUAGCAGCGCUAUCGAUACCGAUAACGACGAGGAUGAGGAUGAUAUAAACUUUUCGGAUACUGCGUCAUUAGACGAACUGAUAGAGGAUUGUAAACCUGGUAAGAGAAAAAAGUACUUUUGGCAGUACAACACUCAAUCCAAGGGACCCAAGGGUAAACGCCUCUGUAAGUUGGUGGAGGAAAACGAUCCACAUCUAGUGCAAGAGUUUGAAGAUCCUGUUUUUGAUCCCUCAACUCAAAACAGCAAACUAAAGCAUCAGGGGAAGAUUAGGAGAGGAGACGGGAAUGACGUCACACCUAAUCCUAAAAAACUAUGCGCCAUCGGUCUAGAACUGAGAAGGUUAAAUAGGAAAAUUUCAGACAUGGCACCUAUUGCUGACCUUCCAGCAAAUGUUCGUACUAAAAAUAGGAAGAUGAAGAAUAAGUUGGCGUCCAGGGCUUGCCGUUUAAAGAAGAAAGCUCAACAUGAAGCAAACAAAGUGAAAUUAUACGGCUUAAAUGCAGAGCAUAAGCAGUUGAUGAGAGUCUUAAAUGGUAUAAAGUACGAGAUCAUACAGAAACUGCAAAAAAGUGAGAAGGCAAGUAAAGACAAAAUUAAUUUAACGGAAAAAUUGGAUUCGUUAAUGAGAUUGCAUUUACGUUCUAAAAUUGCUGGCAAUACAUCAGAUUUCGUUAACUCUAUUAUAUCCAAAGUGCAUAAGUCGGAAGGCAGCCUUGGCCUAGACUAA